This is a messenger RNA of Sphaeroforma arctica JP610, 312 nucleotides long. RefSeq lists its product as hypothetical. Gene Ontology annotation, cellular component: nuclear pre-replicative complex. Gene Ontology annotation, molecular function: protein binding. Gene Ontology annotation, biological process: rRNA processing; DNA-templated DNA replication. NCBI's taxonomy places the organism in Eukaryota, Ichthyosporea, Ichthyophonida. The record is from RefSeq and is a predicted model, not a curated record. The annotation marks the transcript as partial. The transcript has a single exon.
GCCAGGUAGCAAACAUGAACGGUAUCGUAGAAUACGCCCUAUCAACAUCCUCAGACGACGCGCAGGUUCUGUGUUGGGACUUGCGCACUCUCAAUGUGGUCAGCUCCUUCAAGGCCAACCCAAAAUGCGGGAAGAAUGGUCUCGCACUAUGUGGCCCGAAUCUACUAGUUGCCUCACAGCAGAACAAAGCAGCUAUGCGCAUAUAUGCAUGGGGAAAAGAUCAACCUGUGCAAAGGUUUAGUGGACCGGAACGUAUCCCUAUAGUGGCCUGUAGUCCGGAUGGGAAUGUGAUUGUUGGAGGAAGCGAUAGCG